CCCCCUCCUCCCCCGAAUCUCCCCAUCCGCUCUCCCCCUCAGCCCGGAGCCCCCGGCGGGGACCCCGGGAUCCGACGUCCCCGCGCCUCCGGGCACCUGGCUCAGCAGGAGUCCCCCGGGUCGGGGCAGGGCAGGGCCGGCGGCGGCGAGCCGGAGCCCGCCCAGCGCCCGGGCCCCGCCAAGCCUUCGGAGCCCACCCAUGGGGCACCGGCUGCCCGUGUCCCGUCGCCCGGCUGCGCCCAGCCCGGCGGCCCGAGCGGCGCCGAGGAGGAGCCGGACGCAGUGACCGAGGAGCCGCAGACCCCGGGAGACUCGGCGGCCGGGGAGGCAGGCUGCUCCCCGCGACCGGGCAGCCCUCCGAGCGGAACCCGAGGCCAGAACCGCCCUCCGCAGCCCCGAGCCAUGAUGAAGACCCUGUCCAGCGGGAACUGCACGUUCAGCGUGCCCGCCAAGAACUCGUACCGCAUGGUGGUGCUGGGCGCCUCGCGUGUGGGCAAGAGCUCCAUCGUCUCCCGCUUCCUCAAUGGCCGCUUCGAGGACCAGUACACGCCCACCAUCGAGGACUUCCACCGCAAGGUCUACAACAUCCGCGGGGACAUGUACCAGCUGGACAUCCUGGACACGUCCGGCAACCACCCCUUCCCCGCCAUGCGCCGGCUCUCCAUCCUCACAGGGGACGUCUUCAUCCUGGUGUUCAGCCUGGACAGCCGGGAGUCCUUCGACGAGGUGAAGCGGCUGCAGAAGCAGAUCCUGGAGGUCAAGUCCUGCCUGAAGAACAAGACGAAGGAGGCGGCCGAGCUGCCCAUGGUCAUCUGCGGCAACAAGAACGACCACGGCGAGCUGUGCCGCCAGGUGCCGGCCACCGAGGCCGAGCUGCUGGUGUCGGGCGACGAGAACUGCGCCUACUUCGAGGUGUCGGCCAAGAAGAACACCAACGUGGACGAGAUGUUCUACGUGCUGUUCAGCAUGGCCAAGCUGCCGCACGAGAUGAGCCCCGCGCUGCACCGCAAGAUCUCCGUGCAGUACGGCGACGCCUUCCACCCCCGGCCCUUCUGCAUGCGCCGGGUCAAGGACACGGACGCCUACGGCAUGGUGUCGCCCUUCGCCCGCCGCCCCAGCGUCAACAGCGACCUCAAGUACAUCAAGGCCAAGGUCCUCCGGGAGGGCCAGGCCCGGGAGCGGGACAAAUGCACCAUCCAGUGAGCGGGAGGGACGGGACGUGGGGGUGGGGCUCGGGCUGUGCCUGAUGGGGGGCGGCCCCGAUGCCCACAUCCCCCAAGAGAUCCCCCAAUCGUUGGCACCAGACUGGAGGACCCCAGCCUUGAACCUCUGAACCUCUCUUGCCUCCCUGCCUCCUCCCUCUGAUUCCACGGAUCCCCCCGGUCCCAGUCCCAGCUCCGCCGGGCGGGGACUGAUCUCCGCGGAGCAGGAGACAGGCUGGGAGACAGCUGGACUUGAUUCAGGGACCCACGUCGAGUCUUCCGGCCCUUGGGUCCUAAGAAAACUGAUGCCAGGACCCCUGCCUCCCACGGGGCCUCCUGGGACGGCGACGGGAUGAGAACAGCACCCGGAGCAGCUGGGAGAGCUCGGCCGUCCUGGCGGGAGACCCAGCCCUGCCCCGCUGGCCGCCAGGAGGGCCCCUGCACGCCCAGUUCUGACACUCCUGCCCUCCGGCUCAGCUGUUUCUACCCCUGCCCCCCACGUGGGCCCCGGCUGCCCCAGAUAGGGGCAUGUGUGUGUGUGAAGGGGGUGCAGCCACGUCUCUGGGCCACAUCCACCCCCGGGACCCUGCUUCCCUCCAGCCCCCCCGUCCGCUGGUUUACUGUGUUGUCACAGCUGUUCUCCCAUCGUGUGUAGCGUAGGAAUGAAACCCUCGUACUGUGAAAGCCUAGUGACCCCUCAUUGGCCAGGCCGCCGCCCAGUUCAUGUCCACUGCCUACCCCGCGCCCCGAUGGGGUUCCGGAGCCCGUCUGCAGCUGGACACCGCCCUCCAUCGGAGCUUUACAGUUCACACUCGCUCGAGCCGGGCCGGGUUGCUUCUGCCCCAGCACCCCUAAACCUCCCCCUGCCCCCCCCCCCCCCCCCCCCCCGCCAGCUAGUUCAGGACAGAGGUCCCUCUAGAACCAGGCUGUCCUUGGUGCUGGGUCCACUGUGUGCUGGAAACAGGGUGAGUGAUGCACUUUAUGACCCCAAGGCCGGGGCCUUCCCCAGUCCUGGCCGCCUUCCCCUCACCCGCCCCGCCUCCGCCCGCCCCUGCUGUCCCACUGCCUUCUGCACAUACAGCCCGUGGGAGGCUCAGAGGAGCAGCUGGAGCCAGAGCCGCGCCAGG
This is a messenger RNA of Pipistrellus kuhlii (Kuhl's pipistrelle), 2329 nucleotides long. It is a transcript of the gene RASD2, whose product is annotated as RASD family member 2. Gene Ontology annotation, molecular function: GTP binding; GTPase activity. The record is from RefSeq and is a predicted model, not a curated record. NCBI's taxonomy places the organism in Eukaryota, Metazoa, Chordata, Mammalia, Chiroptera, Vespertilionidae. The transcript is spliced from 3 exons. Bases 403 to 1203 code for a protein of 266 amino acids.